Solea senegalensis (Senegalese sole) is the source of this 2183-nucleotide messenger RNA. Its product is annotated as olfactory receptor 11A1-like. The transcript has a single exon. Bases 136 to 1086 code for a protein of 316 amino acids. Gene Ontology annotation, biological process: G protein-coupled receptor signaling pathway. The record is from RefSeq and is a predicted model, not a curated record. Gene Ontology annotation, cellular component: membrane. NCBI's taxonomy places the organism in Eukaryota, Metazoa, Chordata, Actinopteri, Pleuronectiformes, Soleidae. Gene Ontology annotation, molecular function: olfactory receptor activity; G protein-coupled receptor activity.
AUGAACACAUUGUGAUGUUAAGGUAAGAUGUGUGUGUGCUUCAUGUUUUGUUUUCACCAACUCCCAUUAAUAUGAAAUUUGAAGCAGUUAAAUUGAGACAAACAUAUCAUGUAAUUGCUCAAUGAAUGCACAAGGAUGAUGAACUUGACACAAGUUACAUAUUUUACUCUUGCUGCGUACUUUGACACCAGAGUGUUCAAACACCUUUUUUUUCUGAUUGUGCUGUGUCUCUAUGUGUUGAUCAUUGUUUCUAAUGUGUUGCUGAUUGUAGUUAUCUGUAUGUCCAGAAGUCUACAUGAGCCUAUGUACCUGUUUCUGUGCAGCCUGUUUGUAAAUGAAGUGCAUGGUAGUACAGGCUUGUUCCCAUUACUGCUGAUCCAAAUUCUCUCAGACGUUCACACCAUCUCUGUUCCUUUCUGUUUCCUGCAGAUUUUCUAUGUUUACACUUAUGCUAAUGUAGAAUUAUGUAACUUAGCUGUGAUGUCUUUUGACAGGUACAUUGCCAUUUGUUAUCCUCUGCAGUAUAACACACGUAUGACGACUCACAGAGCUUUUAUCUUCAUUGCUGUUAUAUGGUUGUUUUCGUUUGUGAAGGUUUUGAUCACAUUGUCUUUACACCUCCGUCUGACGCUGUGUGGAAAUGUUAUUGACAAUGUGGCAUGUAACAACUACCUGGUUGUUAAAUUGGCAUGCUCCAACACCUCUGUAAACAACAUCUGGGGAAUAUUUGGUGUCAUUCUUACCGUCGUAGUCCCUCUGGUUCCUAUCCUCUUCUCCUACAUGAGGAUUUUAAAAGUCUGUUUUUUUGGUUGUAAACAGACGAGACAGAAAGCUCUCAGCACCUGCUCACCUCACCUGGCCUCACUGCUCAACUUUUCCUUUGGUUGUAUGUUUGAAACUAUUCAGAGUAGGUUUGAUAUGAGUGCUGUACCCAGAGUCGUGCGCAUCAUGCUGUCUCUGUAUUUCCUUAUCAUUCAGCCACUGCUGAAUCCAGUAAUGUUUGGAUUACAAAUGAGCAAAAUACGAAAUGCCUGUAAAGAUCUCUUCUGUCAUAAUAAACUGACUUGCCACACAGAUCAGAUGUAAAACAGUCUGUAUAUCUUUGUCAUAUUAACCUGGACAAUUUUCAGUCUCAUGUUUAAUUUGAACUGAAUAGAGAAGGCCUGCCCUGCUCACACCCCAUGCAUGAACUGAUGGGAAAAUGAACUCCAUCCCCAAUUUUUACAUUGACAAAGGUGGUAAAACUUGACGUUCAACUGGCUCAACUAUACCAGGGGUAGGCAACAAAGAAACUGUAAUUAUGAGACAAAGAAAUUGUUGUUCUCCGACUUUAAUCUUUUUGUUUUUGCUUUGUUUGUUUUUCUAUAUAUUAAAAUCUCACCUUAUGUUCUCUCACUUUAUUGUUGAUAUAUUUGGUACAUGUACAGCGAUUUAUUAAAGUCAUGUUCAUCAGAAAUACAUGAUUGCAGAGAUUUAUGUAAACUAACAUGAAAAUGACAUGAAUUGUAUGAAACAAACAAAAAUGGAAGAAUGUUGGAAUUAAAUGUAAUUGGUAAAAAUGUGGUAACCAUCCUAUUGAUGGGCAUACACUGUACGAUAUGUUCAGUGUUUUUGUAAACCUUCAGCUCAAACUGUACGACUAAAUUGCAUGUGAUAAAAAGCUAAAUCUCACAAACUUAGCUGAACUUCUGUAGCCUGCCCUGAAUGAGGUGAUUGCCAUUAGGUUCUGCAUGUGGUUAUUGACAGUGUUGUGUGUGAAUUAUUUGAAGUUAUGGUAUGUCAGCCUCAGUGUUCUCAUCUUUCAGAUUUUUCCAUUAUGGUACAAACUGAGGCAGUGACUUAUCACAGAGUAAAUGACAUGCUUCCAGUCAGCAUAGUUGAAAAAUUUGGUUUUAAAAAUCUCAUGAACGUGCUUGACAUUACUAUUUCCCUCUGUGUGGUCUGAUAACUGUAGUGAUUAAAAUAAGAGGAAAGUUUAUGAGUUUAGAAUAAAAGUGUUAAAGUCAAAAUACUUUUUUUUUAAUUAUUCAUUUUUAAUAAGUCAUGAAAAAUGUUGAAUAAUUAUCGAUACGGAUGAUCGUGAUAUGUUUUUCAACCAUAAUCCCCAGCCCUAUUAAAUUAAAUCUAAAUAUUAACCAUAAUCCAAAUUCAUUAAACCAGCAAAAUUCUUAAGACUUGUGAAU